Dreissena polymorpha is the source of this 3360-nucleotide messenger RNA. Its product is annotated as lysophospholipase-like protein 1. Gene Ontology annotation, biological process: protein depalmitoylation. Gene Ontology annotation, molecular function: palmitoyl-(protein) hydrolase activity; carboxylic ester hydrolase activity. Gene Ontology annotation, cellular component: cytoplasm. The transcript has 5 exons. The coding region runs from base 64 to 771 and encodes 235 amino acids. NCBI's taxonomy places the organism in Eukaryota, Metazoa, Mollusca, Bivalvia, Myida, Dreissenidae. The record is from RefSeq and is a predicted model, not a curated record.
ACAAACUACCUCCAGCGAGUUCCGACAGGCGCACUUGUCAACGAUAGGGGAUUGUGGGUAAACAUGGCGGCGCCCAUGGAAAGAUUUGUAACAAGAAUUGUCAAACAAACAUGCGAAAAAGCUACUGGUUCAGUAAUAUUUCUUCAUGGAUCAGGGGACACUGGGAUAGGCAUACAAGAAUGGGUGAACAGUAUUUCUGGAGCGAAAGAGUUGAGGUUUCCACAUUUGAGGAUUUUAUACCCAACUGCUCCUCCCAGACCAUAUACUCCAAAUAUGGGAAAUCUCUCCACAGUGUGGUAUGACAGAAAGCAAAUCUCACCUUUUGCACAUGACGACGAAUCAGUGGCCACCAUGGCAGCAAUGUUACAGGAACUGGUGCAGUGCGAGGUUGACAGAGGGAUUCCUCUGAACAGAAUCAUAAUAGGAGGUUUUUCGAUGGGAGGAGGCAUGGCGUUGCAGCUGGGGUACAAGUACUUGAGAGGUCUUGCAGGAGUAUUUGCUCUUUCCAGUUUCCUCAGCCAGGAGUCUCUUGUCUACAAGGCAUUGCAGGCUGAUGCCUCCAACAUUCCACCACUGUUUCAGUCACAUGGGGAGCAAGACACACUUGUAGCCUACUCGUGGGGCAGGGACACGUACAAGAGGCUCACGUCUCUCGGAGUGCAGGGGGAGUUCCACAGUGUACCGGACCUGCUGCACGAGUUGGACCGCCAGACAUUGAAUAGGCUGUGUGAUUGGAUACAGGCCAGAGAGCCUCCAACCAGCCUGUUGUAGUCUCCAUCUGGGAUAAAGGGGCUGAAUGCAACUCCACACAGGCUAAUCAGGGACAACACUUUAUUCUUUUAUUGAAAUUUUACUUUAAAAGCAGUCUCAUAUAAAUGCAAAUCUAGUCUAGGCGAAAAGUGUUGUACCUGAUUAGCCUGUGCUGAUUGCACAGGCUAAUCUGAGACGACGCUUUAUGCAAAUGCAUUCAAAUUACAUCUCUGGGCGUGCAAGAGGCGUUUCACAAUGUAUUUGGUCUGUUGCAUGAGUCGGAUCAACAGACAUCGAGCUGGUUGUGUAUUUGGAUACAACCAGGAUGCCUCAGACCAGUGCGUUGAAGCAGCGUCUAAUAAUUUAAUGAACUUGUUUUGAUAAACUUGUUUUGAUAAUAUUUUUUAUACCCCCACAAACGAAGUUUAGGGGGGUAUAUAGGAGUGAGCUUGUCUGUCGGUCGGUCUGUCUGUCGGACGGUCGGUCCGUAUUAAGUGUUUGCUCUAUAAUUCAGGUAGUUUUCAUCCGAUCUUCACCAAACUUGGUCAGAUGUGGUAUCUAAAUGAUGUCUAGGUCUUAUUCGAAUAUGGGUCAUGCCAGGUAAAAAAACUAGGUCACCGGGUCACUUGGUGCGUUUUAAACAUUGAGCAUGUUGUCCGCUCACUAAUUCAAGUAGUUUUCAUCUGAUCUUCACCAAACUUGGUCAGAAGUGUUAUCCAGAUGAUGUCUGGGCCAAGUUCGAACAUUGGUCAUGGCAGGUAAAAAACUAGGUCACGGGGUCACUUAGUGCGUUUUAAACAUUGCGCAUGGUGUCCUUUCUCUAAUUCAAGUAGUUUACAUCCGAUCUUCACCACACUUGAUCAGAAGUUGUAUCUAGAUGAUGUGUAGGUCAAGUUCGAACAUGGGCCAUGCCGGGUCAAAAACUAGGUCACGGGGUCACUUUGUCCAUUUUUUAAAACUUGAGCAUGGUGUCCGCUGUUUUUUGUGAAGACAACAUGCAUAAUAUUCUGUGUCAAUGUGGCAUGUGGGGUUACUCGUCAUGUCUGUGACAAAGCUCUAGUUGAAUUUUAUUUUAUUGUUUAUGUUUGUAAAUUAAACUAACUAAGUACUAUUGCAGAAUAAAAUUUGGAUUGUUAUAUUGCAAUAUAUGGUAGUUUCAGCUGAGGUUUUCCAACAGAUUUUCUAGUCCAUAGGUCUUUAAAAGAAAGGGUUUUAUCUGAGGUUUGCUCUUGGUAAACUGGUCUUUAUGCAUUUGCAUACAGUGUUAUCCCAGAUUAGCCUGUGCAGUCCACACAGGCUAAUCAGGGACACAACUUUCUGCUUUUAUGGAUUCUUUUCUAAAGAAAGUCUAUUCUAAAUGAAAAUCCACUUAAGACGGAAAGUUUCACCCCUACGCAGACUGCUCAUGCAUUUAGUCCAAUUUUCCCUGAGUAUGGCAUAUGUUCCAAAGGCUUCAAUAUUGAAUAAAAAUUAAACAGAAUAUUAAAACAAUUAUUGUAUGUACAUGUGUAUAGUCUAUAUUUUAUAUAUUAAGCAUGUAUAGUUUAAUGUGAUUUUAUAUGAUGACUUGUUUCUUUUUAGGUAUUAUUGGCACGUGUAUUGUUAACAUAUUUAUGAAAAUAAUGCAUAUUGUAUUUUAAGUGCACAUGUCUGUGUAACUUCCAAACUAUUUAUGUCACUAACAUGAACACAAUUUAACACUUAAAUUGAUUUUUCUCAGUGUUGUAGAUAAGUGUUGACAAUUCUUUUGUAUGAGACGCGUACUGAGAAAACUGGGCUUAAUGCAUGUGCGUAAAGUGUUGUCCCAGAUUAGCCUGUGCAGUCUGCACAGGCUAAUCAGGGACGACACUUUCCGCUUUUAUAACAUUUUUUGUUUAAAUGAAGUCUCUUCUUAGCAAAAAUUCAAUUUAGGCGGAAAGUGUCCCUGAUUAGCCUGCGGGGACUGCACAGGCUAAUCUGGGACGACACUUUACGCACAUGCAUUAUGCCCAGUUUUCUCAGAACACGACUCGUAUAAACAUGACUGUGGUUGCAUAUGAUUCUUAUCUUGUUGCCAUUCUAUUUAUGGAAUGAUUGUUAUUAAUUGCCACUAAAUUAUUGUUGCAAUAAAAUUGAACAUUGUAUAACUUGGUGCUCUUAUCAUAUGUAAUAUCAACGAUACUUAUGCUACAUCAUCAAAUGUAGUCAGCUUCAGAGAGUAUAAGAGUUAAGCUUUCCACAGCAUGUUAAAAUCAGCAUCUGGGUCAAAAUCACUGUUCCUUAGAAAACAAAUGUUUGAGUUUUGAUGUAGAUGCUGCACUGAAAUUGUGUGUGUACUACGUGGCUAAUAUGAUUUGGGGGGGGGGGGGGGCGGGGGAUUUCACACUUAAUUUACUGAAAUUAUACUAUUUGGUAAAAUGUUCAUGUAUUAAAAACCUGUGUUCUUGGAUUGGCGAUGUUUCUUAUUGUGAUUUAAAAUGUUAAAUUUUUAUGAUUACAAGUAAAAGUAUCUCUAUUACUUCUACAGAUAGUCAAUAUCAAAUAUGUCUUUGCAUCAUUAAGUGACAUGUUUCAGGCAUUAUGAUCAUGAUAAAUCUUAAUAUUACGUCAAUAAAUCAUAAUAUAACAUCA